AUAACCCAUGUCGUCAUGCUUUCCCACAAUCCUUUGUGAAACAAUUUAACAAAAACGUAGUCGCGAGAAAGCUUGUAACUUAAUCAGUCGGUGAACCGGAACGACAGAAAGCCUAGAGUGCACUUAACUCAUUCCGUGGUACGGUAGCCAAGCCGACAAUCCGCCGCGCUCCUGCCUGGCAUCGCUACGGUAACGCCCCAUCGCCAGGGCCACGGCUUCUAGCCCUGAACACUUGAAAUAUUUUCGCCCAGAAGAAAAUUGGUGUGUGGAUGGACGGACCAUGCCUUUUUGCUUCCCAUGGAAACGUUUCCAUCGUUACGACUCGGGUAGUGAGUUAGGUUAACAGGUGUGCGCGGCUGCGGUCAGGACGUGGGAGAGGGCGCGACACGGUAGACGGUAACAUCGAUUUCUCAACACCGGCUGGACGGACCGGCGAAUAUUAAGAUCUACUGACCCGGGGAACAUGAUAAGUAUUGGCCAGCUAAUCCAGCCCGUCAACCCACACUAAUUACCGCUAACCGGGCAACAAAGGGCAUCCGCUGAUCGGCGCCAAGAUGGACUAGUUUCCACCAGGCCUUGGUCAGAUCCUUCCUUCUCUCCCGACUAAUUCUACUGGCAAAUAAUUUACGUUAUUUGGACUGAUUGCUACCAUCCGCACCAACUUGGUGAGGUCUGGUGGAGACAGAAUGGACACAGUUGUGGGUCUGGGCAGGGACCCCGCCCGCCCUCUGACCAGGGGCCGCUCGUGCAUGCGCCAGGGUAUCUUCGUAUGGAACCACGAUCUGCUGAAAAUCAACACGGAAGACGAGACGGGGUUUUCAAUCCGCGGGCAGCCGCUCACACUACACCAGCCCAAGAAGCAGGAAGAUAACAGUGUGGAGGUCUUUAACCACCUUGAUCAGCAGAAACCGAAAAACCUAUCAAACCUCAGCAUCGUUGAACCGAAUUCUGAGCAGAGCAAUCCCAACAUAACAUUAGAGCCAAUAGAGACACAGAACGCCAAGACAGAGGAUUUAGAUGUGCGCAUAGAAUUCCUGACGUCCGUCAUCUCCAAGUUCAGACUACAGAAGAGAAAGGGCUGUCUCCAUCAGUUCGACUGGACGGCUGACCAAGGCCAGGGACAGCCGCGGUGCUCUCGCUGUGGGAAGUUGAUGAGAACGGCACCCCGUCUGCCCGAGGUUCGUGACAAACUCACAAAACAAAGGAAAGACAGAGUUAAUAUUGAUGAGACCAGUAUUCCGAAUCGAUUAAAGGGGAAGCUGCUGUUCAUCCGAGACGACGGAAUACCACCAAAAACCGGGAAAGGAAAUAAAAGACGGAAAGCAAAGAAGGUAAAACAAACUAAGAACACCUUUCCCGUAACUCCCACUGGAGAGUCUGUUCCAAAGACACCAAGUAUGAUAAUCCAAGAGGUGGAAGAAACUAAUGAAGACAUAUACAAGGAGGAAAGGCCGACAGGACCCAGGCGCGUGCUGGUUCGGUUCAGCAGCAAGCGGACAGUCAGGACGUUCGUGCCGGAUGCGCCCGUAUCUGGGGCGGUUCGCAUUGUGACCAGAGACGCCUCGUGAAGUGUGUAUCAGAAGGCAUCGAUCACCUUAGAUGUGACACAGGGAAUUCGGGAUCUGCAACAAUUCUUAGAGUUGUCAUGACAAGAAUAAAGGUACCGCGAUAAGGAAUGAAUAGUGGUUAUGGAGAUCACCUGCAGCCAGUGACAUGUUUCCAAUCUUAAGUGGCCACUUUAUGCUUCAUGUCGUCGGUUUGUUGCAUUUAAAACAUGUAUAUGUCACAGUCCAUCUCUAUAAAAGUUACGGUAUCACGCUACUUGAAUAACGUUAAUGUUUUAUUCUAUAGGAAGGGUUACUAGUAGAUUGUGUUGCAAAUGUCGUUAUCUCCGGAAUCAAAGUCUGAAGUAGUGUUUGCAAAUACAUGAGCUGCUUAGAAACGGAGAGAAGAAGAAAAACCUUCUCCAGGCCACCUGUGUCGAUAUUGUUCAAUGAAACAGACCUGGUGUAUGGUAGCCAAGUGUCCCAACAAUGUAAGGUACACCUGUUAACGUCUUGUUUCAUAGUAGAUCGGUAUCUAGAAACUACGUUUUUACGCACAGAUUAAGUUCUUUUUCGCUUCUAUUUCCACCAAGUAUUACGGACCAGUCUGUCAG
This is a messenger RNA of Branchiostoma floridae (Florida lancelet), 2158 nucleotides long. RefSeq lists its product as uncharacterized. NCBI's taxonomy places the organism in Eukaryota, Metazoa, Chordata, Leptocardii, Amphioxiformes, Branchiostomatidae. The record is from RefSeq and is a predicted model, not a curated record. Bases 687 to 1568 code for a protein of 293 amino acids. The transcript is spliced from 2 exons.